Molecule: messenger RNA, 693 nt
Organism: Aureobasidium pullulans EXF-150
Lineage: Eukaryota; Fungi; Ascomycota; Dothideomycetes; Dothideales; Saccotheciaceae
Exons: 1
Coding region: 1-693 (230 amino acids)
Biological process (GO): vacuolar proton-transporting V-type ATPase complex assembly
Cellular component (GO): extrinsic component of endoplasmic reticulum membrane; Vma12-Vma22 assembly complex
Source: RefSeq, a predicted model, not a curated record
AUGGUUGAAGAAGCCAAGCCAGAGAUCGGCGUGGACGAGCUUCGCGAUCAAUUGGAUGCGCUGUGGGAGAAGCACCUGACUCUGCUCGACUCAUACCACCAAGCGCAGCAACAAUUGGCCCGUCAUUUCUCAUCAGGUUUCUUCGACCUCGCUCAAGCAACUUUCAAAUCCACCACUCGUGUUCGCUAUGGACAAGAAUAUUAUGACGACCGUAUGCAAGCCACUCGCCGCUUCGAAGCUUCCACCAACGACAACGAUGUGCCCUGCCUCGCCUUGAAGGCUGAUGACACCUCACCAUCUACCGACACUUCGAACGAGCACUCGACCAAAUCUGGUGAGAAGUCAUCCGAUAAGGAAGCAAAGGGAAAGAAACCGGAUCAACCGGAACAGCAACAGCCAACACCACCCUCAACUCCGCCUCGAGACACAGAAGAAGAGAAGCUCUCGGAAGAACAAGACAAAUCAAAGACAACAAGCCAUCAGGACAAGGCACAACAGAAACCUCGUGAUCCCCUUCACUGGUACGGUAUCUUGGUUCCUCCUGCCUUGAGAGCUUCGCAAAAGUCCUUCAUCUCUGCUAUCGAGAGUCCGCUCAUUGAGGCCGCCAAUUCUGCACAAGCACUCCGUCUCGUCGCUGUCGAAAUUCGCAAAUUGAGGAAGGAUAUCAAGAAGGCUGAAAGACGUUUGGUAUAA